Messenger RNA from Drosophila ficusphila, 6054 nucleotides. RefSeq names its product epidermal growth factor receptor (gene Egfr). Lineage: Eukaryota; Metazoa; Arthropoda; Insecta; Diptera; Drosophilidae. Gene Ontology annotation, biological process: multicellular organism development; protein phosphorylation; positive regulation of cell population proliferation. Gene Ontology annotation, cellular component: signaling receptor complex; basal plasma membrane. Gene Ontology annotation, molecular function: transmembrane receptor protein tyrosine kinase activity; ATP binding. The record is from RefSeq and is a predicted model, not a curated record.
UUCAGUCCCGAAAAAAACUUGUUGCUGCGCAGACGCGAAUCGCUCGGCUCGAAUCCUUGGCGAUAUCUUUGCUCUCGAUCGCGGCGAUUGCUAAUUCGACGGUUGUGCUAAUCGAAAUACCGAGAAAUCGCAAUCCGCAAAAACCUCGAAACGGGUGUAAAACAAGUGCUUUUCGGCUAUACACUUAUACUAUACGUGAUUUUGUGAUUACCCUGCUAAUUGGCAGCGGUGGCUCAGUUCGAAAGAUGGCCAAGAGUGUUUGUGCAAGUUAAAGUCUGCGGGGGCAACACAAUUGCUUAGAGCAAUUACCAAAAGCUGCGCCUGCGCACACCUUUCUAACCUCAAAAUCAUCGGCGGACUUCAAGAAGCUGAAAAAUACAUCUUAAAAAUAACACAAAAAAUAAUAAGAAAUAUAUAUCCGAGUAUAUAUAUAUAUAUAUUAAAGCCUUCGGACGACUCUUGUGGCUCGUAAUGUGAAACUGGUUCCUACAACACACACACAAUCACGCGUUGGCAGACCCACUCGAAAACACACACGCACACACAGUGAAAUGUAAACACCAAUACAGUGGCAAAUUGCAACGACAACAGCUUAAAUACAAAACAACAGCAACAACAACAACAAGAAACGCAGUGAAAGAGUCGGAAUAAAAUUUAUGAAAAAAUUGUAUCUUUGGCACGCAAAGCUGAGUGAGCAAAAAAGCAAAAAUACAAAGCGAAAAGAAACGGCCAAAAGUAAACCGCAAGUUCACGAAAAAAAAACACAAAAAAAUAACCCCUAUGACGUCAGGGGUUAUAGCUUGGAAGAGGGCCUGAUUCAUCCCACUGUACCGCCCACAACCACCAUCCACCGCCCACAAAAUGCUGCUGCGACGGCGCAACGGCCAUUGCCUGCCACUUUUGCUGCUGCUCCUGGUCGCCUGCAUUUGCAUUUGGCCCGCUUCGGCGGCCCGCGAUCGCUACGCCCGCCAGAAUGGUCGCCCCCGACACCAGGAUAUAGAUCGCGAUCGGGAUCGGUUCGUCUAUCGGAGCAGCUCGGCCAGGGAUCGCCAGCGGGGCGGGGCGAACUUCGCCCUCGGCUUGGGACCCGGUGGCAUUACCGUUCCCACCAGUCUGGAGGACAAGAAGCCCAACGAGUUUGUCAAGGGAAAAAUCUGCAUUGGCACCAAGUCCAGGUUGUCGGUGCCCUCGAACAAGGAGCACCACUAUAGGAACCUCAAGGAUCGCUACACCAACUGCACCUAUGUGGACGGGAACCUGGAGCUCACCUGGCUGGCCAACGACAGCAUGGACCUCAGCUUCUUGGAGAACAUCCGGGAAGUCACCGGUUAUAUUCUGAUCAGCCAUGUGGAUGUCAAGCAUGUCAAGUUUCCAAAGUUGCAAAUCAUCCGCGGUCGCACCCUCUUCAGCUUGGCGGUGGAGGACGACAAGUACGCCUUGUUCGUCACCUACUCGAAGAUGUACACCCUGGAGAUUCCCGAUCUGCGCGACGUGCUGAACGGCUAUGUGGGCUUCCACAACAACUACAACCUGUGCCACAUGCGCACCAUCCAGUGGCCGGAGAUCCUGUCGAACAACGCGGACGCGUACUACAACUACGACUUCACGGCGCCGGAGCGCGAGUGUCCCAAGUGCCACGAGAGCUGCUCGAAGGGCUGCUGGGGCGAGGGCCCGAACAACUGCCAGAAGUUCAGCAAGCUGACCUGCUCGCCCCAGUGUGCAGGGGGUAGAUGCUACGGACCACGUCCACGGGAAUGCUGCCACCUCUUCUGCGCCGGCGGAUGCGUUGGCCCCACGCAAAAGGACUGCAUCGCCUGCAAGAACUUCUUCGACGAGGGCGUCUGCAAGGACGAGUGCCCGCCGAUGCGGAAGUACAACCCCACCACCUACGUUCUGGAGGCCAAUCCGGAGGGCAAGUACGCCUAUGGAGCCACCUGUGUGAAGGAGUGCCCCGGUCACCUGCUCCGCGACAAUGGCGCCUGUGUGCGCAGUUGUCCGCUGGACAAGACUGCCAAAUCCGGGGAGUGUGUUCCCUGCAACGGACCCUGCCCCAAAACGUGUCCUGGAGUCGCCGUUCUGCACGCCGGCAACAUUGAGACCUUCCGCAAUUGCACGGUUAUCGACGGCAACAUUCGCAUCUUGGAUCAGACCUUCUCGGGCUUCCAGGACAUGUACUCGAACUACACACUGGGUCCGCGCUACAUCCCCUUGGAUCCCGAGCGACUGGAGGUCUUCUCGACCGUCAAGGAGAUCACCGGCUACCUGAACAUCGAGGGCACGCAUCCGCAGUUCCGGAACCUCUCGUACUUCCGCAACCUGGAGACCAUCCACGGUCGCCAGCUGAUGGAGAGCAUGUUCGCCGCCCUGGCCAUCGUCAAGUCCUCGCUGUACAGCCUCGAGAUGCGCAACCUGAAGCACAUCAGCUCGGGCAGCGUGGUCAUCCAGCACAACAGGGACCUCUGCUACGUCAGCGACAUUCGAUGGUCGGCGGUCCAGGAGCAGGCCGACCAGAAGGUCUGGGUCAACGAGAAUCUGAGGGCAGAUUUGUGUGCCAAAAACGGAACCAUUUGCUCGGAACAGUGCAGUGAAGAUGGAUGCUGGGGAGCUGGCAGUGAUCAGUGUCUCACCUGCAAGAAGUUCAACUUCAAUGGCACCUGCAUAGCCGACUGUCGUAAUAUCUCAAAUGCCUACCAGUUCGAUAACAAGACCUGCAUGAUGUGCCACCCGGAGUGCAGAACGUGCACGGGCUCGGGAGCGGAUCACUGUCUGGAGUGCGUCCACGUGCGGGACAACCAGCACUGCGUGUCCGAGUGUCCGGCGAACAAGUACAGCGAUGGCGGCAUCUGCCGCGAGUGCCACGCCACCUGCGAGGGAUGCACGGGACCCAAGGACACCAUUGGCAUGGGCGGCUGCAAGACCUGCAAUUUGGCCAUCAUCAACAACGAUGCCUCCGUGGAGCGCUGCCUGCUGAAGGACGACAAGUGCCCGGAUGGCUACUACUGGGAGUACGUGCAUCCGCAGGAACUGGGAUCACUGAAACCGCUGGCUGGAAAGGCGGUCUGCAGGAAGUGCCACCCACGUUGCGAACUGUGCACCAACUACGGAUUCCACGAGCAGGUCUGCUCCAAGUGCACCCACUACAAACGCAGGGAGCAGUGCGAGGACGAGUGUCCUGCCGAUCACUACACGGAUGAGGAGCGGCGCGAGUGCUUCGAGUGCCAUCCGGAGUGCAAGGGAUGCACCGGUCCGGGUGCCGAUGAGUGUUUAGCUUGCCUCAACUUCAAGCUCUUCGAUCCCAGCGAGGCGGGUCCCUACACCAAUGCCACCUCCUUCAACUGCACCUCGAAGUGCCCGUCGGAGUUUAGGCAUGUCAACUACCAGUCGCUCUCCAUCGGACCCUACUGCGCCUCCAGUCCGCCGAGGAGCAGCAAGAUGACCGCCAACCUGGACGUGAACAUGAUCUUCAUCAUCACGGGCGCUGUUUUAGUGCCCACCAUCUGCAUCCUCUGCGUGGUCACCUACAUUUGCCGGCAGAAGCAGAAGGCCAAGAAGGAGACCGUCAAGAUGACCAUGGCUCUCUCCGGCUGCGAGGACUCCGAGCCACUGCGUCCCUCGAAUAUUGGCGCCAAUCUGUGCAAGUUGCGUAUCGUAAAGGAUGCCGAGUUGCGGAAGGGUGGAGUCCUGGGAAUGGGAGCCUUUGGUCGCGUGUACAAGGGAGUUUGGGUGCCAGAGGGCGAGAACGUCAAGAUCCCCGUGGCCAUCAAGGAGCUGCUGAAGUCCACUGGAGCGGAGUCGAGUGAGGAGUUCCUCCGCGAAGCGUACAUCAUGGCCUCCGUGGAGCAUGUGAAUCUACUCAAGCUCCUGGCUGUCUGCAUGUCCUCGCAGAUGAUGCUGAUUACCCAACUGAUGCCACUGGGUUGCCUUUUGGAUUAUGUGAGGAACAACAGGGAUAAGAUUGGCUCCAAGGCUUUGCUCAACUGGAGCACUCAGAUCGCCAAGGGAAUGUCCUAUCUGGAGGAGAAGCGCUUGGUUCACAGAGACUUGGCUGCUCGUAAUGUCCUCGUGCAGACUCCCUCGCUGGUGAAGAUCACGGACUUCGGUUUGGCCAAGCUUCUUAGCAGCGAUUCCAAUGAAUACAAGGCAGCUGGCGGCAAGAUGCCCAUCAAGUGGUUGGCUCUGGAGUGCAUUCGCAAUCGGGUCUUCACCAGCAAGUCGGAUGUGUGGGCCUUUGGAGUGACCAUUUGGGAGCUGCUGACCUUUGGCCAGCGACCACAUGAGAAUAUUCCAGCCAAGGAUAUUCCGGACUUAAUAGAAGUUGGUUUGAAGCUGGAGCAACCGGAGAUCUGUUCGCUGGAUAUCUACUGCACAUUGCUCUCCUGCUGGCACUUAGAUGCCGCCAUGCGACCAACAUUCAAGCAGCUAACCACAGUCUUUGCCGAGUUCGCCAGGGAUCCUGGUCGCUAUCUGGCCAUUCCUGGUGAUAAGUUCACUAGGCUGCCUGCCUACACGAGUCAAGAUGAGAAGGAUCUCAUUAGGAAGCUGGCGCCCACUUCAGAUGGAGCUGAGGCAAUGACGGAACCUGAUGACUACCUGCAACCCAAGACAGCUCCUGGUCCAAGCCACCGAACGGAUGCCACCGACGAGAUACCCAAGCUGAAUCGCUACUGCAAGGAUCCCAGCAACAAGAACUCCAGCGUGGGGGAUGAUGAGACCGACUCCAGUGCCCGCGAAGUGGGCGUGGGCAACCUCCGCCUCGAUCUGCCAGUGGACGAGGACGACUACCUGAUGCCCACUUGCCAACCGGGUCCGAAUAACAACAACAACUCGAACAAUCCCAACCAGAACAACAUGGGCGCAGUGGGCGUGGCCGCCGGGUACAUGGAUCUCAUCGGAGUGCCCGUGAGUGUGGACAAUCCGGAGUAUCUGCUGAAUGCCCAAACGCUGGGCGUCAACGAGGCGCCGAUUCCCACGCAAACGAUUGGCAUCCCGGUGAUGGGAGUGCCAGGCACCAUGGAGGUGAAGGUGCCGAUGCCGGGAAGUGAACCCACCAGCUCCGAUCACGAGUACUACAACGACACCCAGCGGGAGCUGCAGCCACUGCAUCGGAAUCGCAACACGGAAACGAGGGUUUAGAAUCCUUCGAGGAGAAGGAGGAUCAGCGAUAAUCUUGCCAAGUGCCUUUGGAAGCCAUGCGGAAUUUGCCUUUGCUGGCUGUUAUCUUAGAGAUAGGAGCCCGUGCGCCUGUACAAAGCCUAGACCGACCCAUAGAUUUGUAUAUUACUACCGAUAUUACUCUCUAGUGUACUUAGUGACUCCCCUUCCCCUUCCCCUUCCCCACCCAUUGUAUCGUAUCUUUGUGUAUACUUCUCUAUCCUGUAGCCUCUAAAGGAUUAGUCAGCAGGGAUCGUCAUCGCGAUUCUGCGCUUGUAGAUUUCAUGUAAUUACGAGAACAAAACACCGAUAGUGCAUUUCGUAGACGCCUCCGAUGCGGCCAGGAAUCAUUGAGUGUCCUUUCGCAGGAUCAGGCUUCGUCGGAGGGCACACACUAAGCUAAUUACUUCUCUUGUACUUCUAGUUAGCCGUAGCCUUAGCCUCUUUUAGCGUCUAGUUUCCAACUGUGAUAUAGUUUUUACGAACUCGAACUAAGGACUUUUAAUACGAUGAACAAAUCAAACGACUCGACACACACAGCUAAGCAAACAUGGAAAACACUAUAGUAGAAAAACUAAUCAUACCGAUGUACCGAUCUUAUGCAAUUUUAGGCCUAGUUUCAAAUCCCAAGUUUGACAAUUAAAUCCCGAGCGUGCCAUGCAUCGAUCGAUGCAAAUCUCCUAAAGAUUUCGAAUAUUUUGUUGGCACACUAGCCUGUAAGCGAAUGCCCAGCCGAUGGAUCAGCGAUUGAGCGGCCAAAAGCUGGCAACGAAAUUCUAAAUAUCGACCAUUUGCCAAGUGCGUUAUGCAUACUGACUAAGUUAACUUUAUUUAAACUAGACUAUUUACCUAUAUGUGAAUAUAUAUAUACACAAAUAAAAUUACCUUUCAAUAAAUUCAAAA